UUAUUAUGUUUAAUCUAAGAUUACAUUACUCUCUGUUUUACAUGGCACCUUCAGCAGGGGUAAGUAAAUAACUAGACUUCACAUUAAUAUAAAAGACUGUUACUACUGUACAUAUAUGAACUUAUCACAUAAAUUAAAAUUGUUUUUACUCCGUGAUUAAAUAUAUGAAUGCAAUUAUCACUCAUGUUUACAUAUACAGUAGUAGCAUUGGCAUUAAUAGAAUUAUACAAGUAUUCUGUUUUAUUAUUAUUAUUAUUAUUAUUAUUAUAAACAAAAAUCUCUUCAGUGCUGUAUUAUUGGCAACAGUAAAAGGCUUUUAUCGUUAAGAGAGAUUCGACACCCAUCAGUCAGUUUCCCUCCUACAACGCAUCUCCGCACCCUUAUGCACUUCAAUAACAUAGACAGAGAUGUUUACCAUGUCAAGUAAAAAAAAAGUAAAAAAAAAAAAAUUGUAAUAAUAAACAUGUAACAUAACACACAUCACUGCCAGAAUCUCUCUCCUUUUGUACAGUCCAAAUACGGUCCACUGUAUUUAGUUCUCCUGCACUAAUAAGGAGCUACACCUUAGUAUGGAGAGGAGAUCUACAGUAAAUGCACUGUUGAGACAUUAAUGUUCUGCACAUACACAACUCUAUAGUUAAUGCUCCUAGCAGAACAGUGUUAUAUGAAAGUGUUAUAUGAAAGUAAUGAAAGAAAAACACAAGUUAAUGAUUAUCGGGUAGUGGUUAAGUUUCUCGCUGCAUGAAUUUUUAUUUCACAGUUGUUUCUGUAGCUGAUAAAUCUCUCCAGUGUAAGCAGAUGAUUUUCAACACAGUGCAACAGAAUAUUUUGUAGAUUUAAUCUGAAGUUAACUCUUCAUCCCAAACUAGCUCACAGGGAAUCCACAGAGGACAGAGGAACGAGGUGAGAACAACAUUUACUAUAAAAUUCUACAUAUUUGAGUUACUUGUUUAGAGCAAAGUACCAACAGACUGAUGUCAGGUCAUUCAUCAUGCUGUUGCCUAGUUCGUCAUUAGUGUUCUGCAAACAGAAAUCUGACUUACACACUGAUCCUAAAAGCUAAAAAGCUUUUUCUUUGAAUAAAAUAAUUGUUUAAUUGUAAUUUUAUAGUAGUAACUCCUCCUUCUGGGGCAGUGGUAGCUCAGAAGCUUAAGGCAUUGAGUUACCGAUCAGAAAGUUGGUGACUCGAUCCCCAGUUCCCCAAGGUUACCACUGUUUGUCCCUCGAGCAAGACGCUUUACACUACAGUAUCUGCUCCGUGGAUGCUGUAUCAAUGCUGACCUUGGACUUGGACCCCACCUACACUGGAUUAUGCGAAAAAAAUAAUUCUACUGUGCAGUAAUGCAUAAAGUAUGUGUCAGAUUCUAACAGAUUCCAUCUUCUUAAAGAGAGUGACAAAUAAUACUGUAGUGUACACUACUUGACCCCACAGAAAAUCACACACACACUUUGCCUAUGGUGUGUAAUGUGGUGGUCAGUUCAUGCUGUUUGUAAAAAUGCUUCGUAAUUUUCAAAGGACCCAGCAUAUGCCCAAGACAUCUAGGAAGACAAGGGUAUUUGUGUAAGAACCUGAUCAUUCAGUACGUUCGCAUCAGAUGAUUAGCCUUUUUAGGAAUUUUCUGAUAGCCAUUUAGUCCAAUACUUACGAACCAGUACAGGAAAACAACCAACAAAUGAUUAUUUUUAACAUUAUUGCAUAUAAUAAAGAGAAAUUUACAAAGAAUAGCAAAUAAUUUUUAGUUGUCUCAGCAAGAUUUCUUUGUACUUUUGUCAGAUCAUCAAGAAAAAGGCGUCUGGGUUACUCAGAGUGACAGAAAAUGGACAGAAUAUGAGAGAAUGCAAAUGAAGAUGUCUGCUCUACAGACUGAACUGGACCAAGCAUUAAAAUCACUGAAAAAUAAAGAACAACAGCUGGAAAAAAAAGAUCUACAUGAGAAGGAGGAAGAAUUACAUGUGACAAAUGAAGCGCUGAAGAUUCUAAAAGAACAUUUGGAGAGCAAUGAGAAGACUCUUUCUGAGAGAGACGCAGUGUUAAUGGCAACAAAUAAUAAACUUCAACAUGCUACUGAACAAGUUAAAGAGAAAAUCUCACAACUGGAGAAUAUGAACAAACUGUUGAGUGAGAAAGAAACACAGCUGAAGAACACAGAUGAAGAGCUGGAAACCAGUAAAAACAAACUGGAGACACUGGGACAGGAGCUGGAGGACAAGAAAAGACAACUACAGGAGAUGACAAUCAUACUGGAGCAACAGAAAACUGAGUUAGCGGAAAAAAACAAACAGCUUGAAGAGAAAGAGAGAUGUCUAACUGAGAGAGAGACACGGCUAAUGGAGAGAGACAAACAGCUUCAGGAGAAAGAGAGACUUGUAGAGGAGAAAACAAAGCAGCUGCAGGAACAGACAGAUCCAGAACCAUCAGCCCCCAUCAGGAGAAGAAACAGCAAGGACGAGUUACCUCCAAUAAUGGAAAUUUUGAGGCUGGUGCUGCUGGGGAGGACAGGGUCUGGGAAGAGUGCAGCAGAAAACACCAUCCUGAGCAGAGAGGGAAAGAACCAGGCUGCUACAGCUACAUCUACAUCUACAUCCACCCAGCAGAGUGAGAGCACACAGGGGGAGGUGGCUGGGAGGAAGGUGACUGUGGUGGACACUCCUGACUGGUUCUUUCCUGAACUCUCUCUGGAGAAGUUGAGACAGGACGUGGAACUUUGUGUUCGUCAGUCUGCUCCAGGACCCCAUGCCUUCCUCCUGGUCAUACCUGUAAAGCAGCCUACAGGAGAGGAGAGAGGGAUGCUGGAGAAAAUGGAGGAGAUUUUUGGGGAGAGAUGUUGGAAAAACACAAUGAUUAUAUUCAGUGUUACUGAUGAACUUCAGAAGAAGAACAUUGAGGAGUUUAUCCAAUCAGGAGACCAGGAGGUCCAGAGACUCUUAGAGAAAUGUGGGAACAGGUUUCACUGUCUCAACAUUAAGGAGCAUGGAGAUGGUUCUCAAGUCUCAGAGCUCCUGGAGAAGAUAGAGAAGAUGGUGGAAGGAAGAGGAGAGAAAUUCUACAGCAGUGAGAUCUACCUGGAAAUAGUAUCUCAGAUUAUAGCAUUGGAGACCAUCAUCCAAAAGGAAAGAAAAGAAAAACGGAUGAGAGAGGAGAUGGAAGUAAAGGAGAAGAUUAAUAAGGACAUGCAAAAUUCUCUGAGAAAAAUAGAGGGAGCCAUCCAGAAGCAUGAAGAAGACAUCAGACAACUGAAUGAUCGAACAACAGAACUGGAGAGAAAGAUGAUAGAAGAGAGACAUGAAGAGAAAAAGAGAGAACUUGAAAUGGAUCUUAAACAAGAAGUAGAGAAAAGGACUAAAUUGGAGGAAAAGGUAAAGAAGCUAAAAGAAAAUAGAGAAAAAGAGAGGAGAGAGGUGGAGGAGAGGCACAAACAGGAGAUGGAGAAGAUCAGGAAGGUGUAUGAAGGAGAGGACAUCAUUGAGACAGAGAGAAACCUCAUGAAAAUCAUCUUGCCUGAACUUAGGCGAAAUAUAAUGGCCUCAAAAACAAUGCGGGAAGGCGUUAGCAGAGACAUGGAGAAAAAGAACAGAGAGCUGGAGAUUAUUGAACAGAAACUUUCAGAGCUCACCAGCUGUUGGAAUAGGUUCAUUGGAAAAGAGAGAAGUGACUCAGGGACAGGCAAUGCAAAUGUAACAGGAGAUUAAUUUAAGACUCUUCAAAAGAAAAAUCUCUUCAAAGAUUUUUUUUUACUGAGUUUAUAAAGCCCCAGAUAAUCACCCAGUCAGAAAUAAAAUAAUAAAAUACAUCAUGGAGAUCACAAAGCAAAAUGUAUUAGCAUAAGGCUAGUAAAAUAAGUGAAAACGCAGAGCCAAGCUGUUCGUUACUGCUAAGAAGACCUUGUAGGGCAAAAGAUCUGGGACUGUAUUCAUAAAGCUCCUAAGGAUCAUUUAGGAGAGCUUUAUUAUACAUAAUUAGCUUUAAAAAUUCUAGCAAGGCAUGUUGGCUUAAGCGUGAUUUGUUGUCAAACAAACAGACUAACAAACGUAAUGAAUUAGUUAACCUACAACCACCAGGACCUACUAACAGACCGCUGGGUCAGACGGGUUUGGAUUACUAUUUUUUUCCCCUCCACUUUCCACUUUGACUUCUCUGGUUCUUUUACUAAACAGACAUAUACACGGGCAGAUUUAUCAUUAGAGAUUUAAUUUUCGCCCCCAAAUAGUACCUACCGUAUAGCUUUUAUUUAGAAUAUAAUCACCAGCUCAAAAACCCCUUUUUUGUCAAAGGUCUGAAACAUUUUUUUUACUACAUUUAUAAGUGCCCUCCCUGUUGUGUGACAGGGAACAAUGUUAGUGCUGUUAGUGCGCUCCUCUAGCCCAUUUAACAGUCCAGUGCUAAUGAAGUACAACAGAGCGGGUUGGGUGAGUUGUAUUGGCCCUCUUAUGGGGCCAGGUCGAGUGCGGGUAUGAAAAAUGCAUGGCCCGCGCAUCACUAUGAAGCUCUUAAUUAUAAUAUAAACCUUCAUUCUGAAAUAACAAAUCGCACAUAUUUAUUUGCAUUUUUUUUUCAGCUUAUACUGUAUACUCACUCACUCACUCACUCAGUCAUUGUCUAUACCGUUUAAUCCUGUACACAUGGUUGCAGGGAGCCUGGAGCCUAUCUCAGGAGACUUGGGGCAUGCAGCGGUGUAGCAUGCAGCGGUGUAAUCCAUCACACACAUACACACACAUUUACACACUAUGUGCAAUUUGGGAAGGCCAUUUGUCCUAAUCUGCAUGUCUUUGGACUGUGGGAGGAAACCGAUGGGGAGUACACGCCAAUUCCAUGCACACAGAGAAAAUAACUGGAGAAAAAUUAUGUUGCUCUUUUCAGAUACUGUGACUGGGAAGUUGGUUUCUAUGUAGCAAUCUAGGGAGUUAAUACUUCAUCUUCAUCUUUUUGCUAUUUUCUCCUCUGCUUAAGGAACUUCUAAGCCUCUUAGGAGUCUUCUACUUGGUCUACUCAUUUAAAGGUUAAAAUCUUUUAUGAAUAACCUUUAUCUUUACUCGGAUCCAUGUUUUUAAGGAAACUUUUUGGUAAAAAGCCACAGUUCUAACAGUUUGGUUAGAAUUUCAUCAGUAGGAGCAACCAUUUAAACUAGGAAUUUUCAUUAAUAUGGCUUGGGAUCAUUUAAAACAAUGGUCUUUUAUUAUUUGUUUUGUUCCAUCACCAAUAUGAAUUGUCCAACUGGCUACAAUUUACAAAACUUCUAUUAUGUUAUAUCAUUAUUAUUGCCAGUCAGGAAGUCAGUUUCUUGUCAUACAGGUCAACUUAUUAAAUCUAUUGAGUAAGGACAUUUUUUAAGGACAAACUGAAAUCAUGCAACAAGGUGUUACGAUUCUUUUGUACAACAUCAAUAAAAAAAACGAAAAGAAAAUAUGUACAAGCACAUUUUGAUACAUUUCAUACUUUUAGAGUUACAAUACAUUUCAUGUUCUGGUGCAUUCGCAGGACCUGCCAGUUGUUGCUAUCACCAACAUUAUAACAGCUACGUAGACUCAACAGAAAAAGUCAGAAAACAUACAGAUUUUUACUGCUGAUGUUUCAAUUGGAUGACGGUUACUUUUUUCUUCCGUUAGAUUUAUUUAUUUGUCAAAACAUUUGUCUGUUUUUUGUUAAUAUGAUUUAUUUUGUGGUGUGUCCAUGUGAACAAUUAUGCCAUUCUGGGACAUUUAUAUUAAAAGUUAUUCAGUUAAAAAAAGUUACAUUACAGGACAACAUCCUCAUGUCUGUUGGACAUAUCUAGAAGUUUUGUCAGACUUUUUUUAUGUUGUCAUGUUGUAUAUCCUGUAAAUGUUAUAAAUAAAUGUAUGUAUUGUCAUGUUUUUUAAAAAAAUAUGCCUUUCAAAUUGUAUGGUCUCAAUAAAUAUACAUAUUUUUUAUUUUGUA
Messenger RNA from Clarias gariepinus (North African catfish), 5914 nucleotides. Its product is annotated as golgin subfamily A member 6-like protein 6. The transcript has 4 exons. The record is from RefSeq and is a predicted model, not a curated record. Gene Ontology annotation, molecular function: GTP binding. Lineage: Eukaryota; Metazoa; Chordata; Actinopteri; Siluriformes; Clariidae. Bases 1837 to 3690 code for a protein of 617 amino acids.